AUGUUUGGUCAUAAGAAAUCUCCGUUACAUAGGUUUUCUAAACACAAGUCAGAAGACCAAGUCCUCAGUAAUUUCAGUACUAACCCUUUUGAUGACAAUUCUUUGGAUAACAAGCAAACCCUUGAACCGUCUAGGCGAACUUCCUCGGAUCCUUCUCUAGUUACCCCAAAUUCACGUACUAAGCUUUUUGAUGAUGAUGAUGAUGAGAUUAAGGGAAACACAUCAUAUAAAAGCUCCAUUACUUCAGCAGAAAGAAACAGGUACAGGAACGAUUUUCACGAUUCUGGAGGAUUCGAUGCCCAGAGUGUACAGGAAUUGGAAAAUUAUUCUGUAUAUAAGGCUGAAGAGACUACAAAGACUGUCGACGAUUGCCUCAAGAUUGCAGAGGACAUAAGGGAAGAUGCUACAAAAACUUUAGUUACCUUACAUCAGCAGGGAGAGCAAAUUACGAGAACCCACAUGGUCGCUGCUGACAUGGACCAUGACCUUAGUAGGGGCGAGAAACUGAUGGGAAAUCUUGGGGGCAUAUUCUCGAAGACAUGGAAGCCUAAAAAGGGUCCUCCAAUAAAAGGGCCUGUAAUCACUCGAGAUGAUCCGGUGCAUAGAAAAGGUAACCACUUGGAGCAGAGGGAAAGACUUGGAUUGACUUCUUCCUCAAAGGAACGACCAUCACGAACACCGCCUCUUGAACCUACGAAUGCAUUGCAGAAAGUUGAGGUUGAAAAGGUAAAACAAGAUGACGCCCUCUCAGGUUUAAGUGAUGUUUUAGGAGAGCUUAAGGAUAUGGCUAUCGACAUGGGAUCUGAAAUUGAGAGGCAGAACAAAGCGUUGGAUCCUUUACAGGAUGAUGUGGAUCAGGUGGCAAUCCGAGUGAAAGAUGUCACUCGGCGUGGGCGUCGUUUGCUUGGAAAAUAG
Fraxinus pennsylvanica is the source of this 915-nucleotide messenger RNA. The record is from the annotation of a GenBank genome assembly. NCBI's taxonomy places the organism in Eukaryota, Viridiplantae, Streptophyta, Magnoliopsida, Lamiales, Oleaceae.